ACAGUAGGUUAAUCAAUAAGCAGAAGCAACACCUCAGAUAAUCAAUCAAUAAGUGCCUUCAGGUCGAAAUGACCCGCAGAUCUUUAUUGACUCAUUUCCUAUACAACAGUGUUGACAUUUUACAAUACAUGAUUGCUUCCACCUCUGCGCACGUACACAUUUAUGCCCCCCCGACUAAAGAAGUCAUUAUGUUUAAUGGCUUAAAAGUGAGGUUAAUUAUGUUUUCCUUCAGUGUAGAAGCUGAAAUGUGUGGAAUUAACCUGGAACAGAACAGCAGGGUUAACAGAUAUUUACAGCUGUGCGAGUGCUGUUUGAUGUCAUGUGCAGCCAACGGGCAACGCUUAAUUCCCUCCCCUUCUUCUCAUUCAAUGUGCUUUCACAAGAUAUUAAUGUCAGAGCAGUGAACUAGUUGCAUGAAGCCGAUACAGUAUUUCUUUUUCAUUAAUACUGCACAUGGUGUGUGCACUUUCUCAGUGUAAGCAAAGUACUCGAAAAUGUUUCUCCAUAAUUACAUCCAAUUAUCACUGCUUUAAGGAAUGAUUCAUCUCUGUUUCAGGCUUAUUAAAUUAGAGUCCCACAGCAGUGUAUAGAGCGCAAACUCUGGGGCUGCACAGAUUGUUGUUCUGCCCUCCACACGUAAAAGAAUACACACUAGGUUAGGCACUAAAUUAGUCCAGUGACAGCAGAUAAACACCUGCUCGUACACAUCACUCUGAGCCGCAGGAGACGGGAACUGCUUGAAUACAACAAACAUUCGGACCAGGAUUCAUUCCAAGAGGGCGGAUUUGGACUCAAAAUGUCAUCUGUCGAAGGCAAGAGAAAAGAAUAUCUGACUGUAAAGGAUUUACAGAAGGUUUUGGACUCAUGCAAACUACAUCUUAAUCAAGUUGACGAGGUCUGGCCAAACAUAUACAUAGGGAACGUGGCAGUAGCCCAAAACAAGGCUGCCUUGCUGAAAUUAGGUAUAACUCAUGUAUUAAACGCUGCCCACUCCAAGCGAGGCAGCGUAGGGAACCAAAGCUUUUAUGGCAACGACUUUGUGUAUUGUGGCAUUCCAGCAGAUGACUCGACACACUUUGAUCUGGAUGUUUACUUCCAGCCUGCAGCUGAUUUCAUUCAUAAAGCUCUGAAGUCGCCUGAUGGGAAAGUUCUGGUGCACUGCAUCAUGGGAAUGAGCCGGUCCUCGACACUGGUGUUGGCGUACCUCAUGAUCUACCGUCAGCUCUCGCUCAAACGGGCUCUGCAGAAGCUGAUCCAGAAGAGAGCCAUCUACCCCAACAGGAACUUUCUGGCUUUGCUGUUGGAUCUGGAUCUGCAGCUGACAAAGAGAAAAAAGAAAACGUGUCAGAUCUUGUAAUCGUAAGAGGAAGUUUACAGUUCUUUAGCCACACGUGAGCGUGGUCUCUGUAGGGAUGAGGAUAGCGCAGCCCAGCAAUCCAAGACUGACGUGUGUCUACAAGAAACAAAAAACCUGGUUCAUCUACAGUUUGCACUUCCUGUUAACAUGUUAAAUAUAUUGUCUACUCAACCCCCAGUUUUACAUGAAUAUGCUCAAUGUUAACAAAACACUUUAACUUUUUUUAUCCUAUGAAGCAACAUGUCAGCACAUCUUGUGUUUGCAUUAACACGCCAACAUUCAAAGCAAAGCAUGACGGCCAAUUUACACAUGCAGUGGAGGUCGUCAAGGGCCGGCCAAAGUGCAUCAUGUGUGUCAGAAGUUGAGAAAUGUUUUACUUUCCAAGCAGCACGUUUUUUUUUUUUCUUUAAGCUCAAGCUCUCGGACGCAGUUGACCUGAAGAUAGUUCAACCAAAUCAACCAAAAAGAGCCAGUUUCACAACACUGUAUCAACAUGACCUUUGCACUAGCGCCCCCCUCAGGCUGAGCUAAAUUUGACUAAGAUUCCAGUUCUGUUUCCGGUUUGCAAUGGGCUGCAUUGUCCUCAUGGACCCACUAACAUGGCUUUAAACGUUUCUUUCUUUUUUUCUUUAUUAUUUAUCUUUCGAAAGAUUGAAAUGCUAAAAUCAAAGAACGUCUUAAGAAGAGAGUUUUGUUGCACAUUUAAGUUAGUUUAACCUUUAUUUAACUAGAAAGACUGACAUAGAUUGGUUACAAAUUCAGUUAUGUAAUACACAAAACAUAUGUACACGAGGAAAACAAAACCAUUUCUGUGAAAACAGCUACAAUUUUCAUUUAGUCAAAUCUCAACAUAAUGUGAAACGAACACAGAGACAGUGAGAGCUCUGGAGAUGUUCAGAUUGUAUGACUAUGUCUUCAGUUAUAUCAUAAUUGUAAGAUUUGCCUUUUAUUUUUCCAACCACCUCAGUUUCUAUCCCCGCAGAAUGGACCAAAUCUCUAAACACAAAGGAUAAUAUUUUAGCAGAAAAGAGAAAAAAAUGUUAUUUUCUGCAAGAGAAUGUUCAAAGUCAGAAUGGGAAUCAAACUGCAUUAUACAGUGUUUCUUUGGUGUAUUUGUCCUGCUAUCUGAGCCACUCACUACUGUGCAUCAAAGGCGUCUGGUUUUAUUUUCUAUAGAGGAAUUACUGAUGACAGGCACAGAGAGGAACAAACAUGUUUAUAUCAGACUGUGACAGCAAUUUCUACCUGUUCUAAACGAUUACAGCCUCAUUAUAUCACGCACACACACACACUUUCAUGCACACAAACACACAGUUGUAUUGUCAGUAGAAUCAACAUUUAAAUGAACACAAUAAUAAUCUCUCAGAUUAUUGUCACAGAGAUAACUGUGGUGUCGCUCUGUUCAGUUUAUAUGUAACGAUUUCUUCUGUGGUUGUUUUAUUUGGAUAUGAAGAAAAUGUUUACGUGGUAAAUGGAAAUGUUCAUGUAUCUACACUUGUAUAAUUGUUUUUAUUCACAUUCACUCAGUCCUCAUAUCUGCAAUGCAUCUUUUUUUAUGUGUAAAUGUGUGUUUUUGAAUUUAUUGUCCCAAGUUCAUUAAAUGCUAUAAACCUA
Solea senegalensis (Senegalese sole) is the source of this 2971-nucleotide messenger RNA. RefSeq names its product dual specificity protein phosphatase 13-like. The record is from RefSeq and is a predicted model, not a curated record. Bases 797 to 1357 code for a protein of 186 amino acids. The transcript is spliced from 3 exons. Gene Ontology annotation, molecular function: protein tyrosine/serine/threonine phosphatase activity; MAP kinase phosphatase activity. Gene Ontology annotation, biological process: negative regulation of MAPK cascade; protein dephosphorylation. Lineage: Eukaryota; Metazoa; Chordata; Actinopteri; Pleuronectiformes; Soleidae. Gene Ontology annotation, cellular component: cytoplasm.